AAGCAUUACGAACCCAUCAUCCAAAAAAAACACUAACAUAAUUUCUUAUAGUUUUGGUUCGAGAGAAGAAAAUCAUUCUCAUCAUCAUCAUCAUCAAAAGAAAUUAAUUAAGCCAUUAAUUAAUUAUGAAGAACAGCAACGGUAAUUACAUGCCUCCGGUUCGCCAUUAUUAUGGCCCAAUUAAUCCAAAUGAAAUUAGAUCAUCAGAGAAGGUAAGAGGCUAUACCACUAAUAAUAAUACGACGUCGUUUAAUGGUGCAGAGAAGAAAGAAACGACAAGCAGUAGUAAUUAUAAGCUAGAGAGUAAGGCGUCGAUGGAUAUUAAUGAAAGUGCAGAUGCUUUCAUCAAAAAGUUUAGGCAACAACUCUUGAUUCAGAGGCUCGAUUCCAUUGAUAAUUACCACCAAAUGCUUGCUAGAGGCCUCUAAUUAAAUACUAAUUAUUAUUAUAUCAUAUAAUAUUUAUUCUAUAUGUAUUUUUUUUUUUUUGGUUUGCUUAUGAAUUAAUAAUGUCUUAAUUAAUAAUCUCCCUCUUAAGGAACUUUGAUGUAUAUUUUUUUUAGAGGGGAUAUGAUCAUCAUGAUCGAAAUAAGCAUAUAUUAUAUGAGUGUGAACAAUAAUUAACAUGUACAACGUACCUUUUCAUAAUAAGCAAAUAAUACAUGAAAUUAAUAUUAUAUGUA
Messenger RNA from Cannabis sativa, 682 nucleotides. RefSeq lists its product as uncharacterized. NCBI's taxonomy places the organism in Eukaryota, Viridiplantae, Streptophyta, Magnoliopsida, Rosales, Cannabaceae. The record is from RefSeq and is a predicted model, not a curated record. The coding region runs from base 126 to 428 and encodes 100 amino acids. The transcript has a single exon.